This is a messenger RNA of Lathyrus oleraceus (garden pea), 1380 nucleotides long. RefSeq lists its product as uncharacterized. The transcript is spliced from 7 exons. Lineage: Eukaryota; Viridiplantae; Streptophyta; Magnoliopsida; Fabales; Fabaceae. The coding region runs from base 1 to 1380 and encodes 459 amino acids. Gene Ontology annotation, molecular function: DNA helicase activity. Gene Ontology annotation, biological process: DNA repair; telomere maintenance. The record is from RefSeq and is a predicted model, not a curated record.
AUGGCAAGUUUAAGAAGUAGAGGAGAAAUUCUCUUAGCAACUGCAUCAUCUGGUAUAGCUGCAACAUUGUUACCCGGUGGUAGGACUGCACACUCUCGAUUUAAGAUACCUAUUGAUAUUCAAUCGAGUUCCAUUUGUGGUAUUCAAAAGCAAAAGGAUCUUGCAAAUAUCAUUAGAGUUGCUGCCGCAAUAAUUUGGGAUGAAGCACCAAUGACAAACAAAAAUUGUUUGGAAGCCUUAGAUCGAUCAUUACAAGACAUUUGUAGCAACAAUGCUCAAUUUGGUGGAAAAUCUCAUUUAUGGAAUCAUACCAAGAUUUUGCAUUUGCGUCAAAAUAUGCGAUCAUUGCAUGAUCAAGAGUUUGCAGAAUUUCUUAUUCGCAUUGGUGAUGGCGUUGAACCUACCAAACCAAAUGACAUGGUGAGGUUACCUUUACAUAUUGCAAUCCCAUGGGAAGGUGAACAUUCCAUACAAGUACUUAUCCAACAUAUUUUUCCUAAUUUAGAAUUGUAUGGUUGGGAUGCCCCAUAUAUGGUACAAAGAGCUAUUUUGACACCAACAAAUGAUGAUGUCCGGAAAUUGAAUGAUAUGAUUAUCGAUCAGUUUCCAGGAGAAGAACAUAAUUUGUUAUCGUUUGACGAGGUUGAAGGAGAUAAUCAUAAUUUAUACCAGCAAGAAUUCUUAAACUCAAUUGCACUAGGUAGUUUGUCACGACAUAUUCUAAAGAUAAAAAAGGGGAAUAUAUUGGAUGUGGAAAUCUUGACAGGAAGCAACGCAGGAAAACGUGCUUUUUUGCCUAAAAUUAAAAUAAAAACAUUUGCAGGUGAUGAACUGCCUUUUGUCCUUAGUAGAAAGCAGUUUCCUGUGCGACUAAGUUUUGCAAUUACAAUAAAUAAAUCACAAGGACAAACCAUUCCAAAUGUUGGAAUAUAUCUUCCACGACAUGUUUUUAAUCAUGGACAAUUAUAUGUGGCUUUAUCCAGGGGUGUUUCACAGACUACAACAAGAGUUUUAACCAGGGAAGGAAAAUUGAAAGGAGAAGAUGGUGACUACACAAAAAAUGUAGUCUACAAGCAAAUUAUUUUAUCGCACCCGCAGAUAACAGACUUUGAAGAUAAAUGGAACACAUGGAAGGAUGAACAAAGUAUUUCAUCCAUCGGCAAACUCGACAAUAAGGUCAAACGUUUGAAAAUUUACUCCAUCGAUUGGAGCUCCACCGUGAUAACAGAUGAAACACAACUUUGGAAAAUGUUUUUUAAAUCUCAAGAGCGCAUUGAUAAAGGGGUGUACGAAGAAUUGAUUCGAGUCUUUAUAAGGGAAAAAGAAAAUACUUCGAAUAGAGAUUUCAUGUUCGGCAUUCCUCUUAAAGAACGUAAUUGA